Messenger RNA from Exophiala oligosperma, 2373 nucleotides. RefSeq lists its product as uncharacterized. Gene Ontology annotation, molecular function: oxidoreductase activity; mannan endo-1,6-alpha-mannosidase activity. Bases 232 to 2373 code for a protein of 713 amino acids. Gene Ontology annotation, biological process: carbohydrate catabolic process; fungal-type cell wall biogenesis. The transcript is spliced from 6 exons. NCBI's taxonomy places the organism in Eukaryota, Fungi, Ascomycota, Eurotiomycetes, Chaetothyriales, Herpotrichiellaceae. The record is from RefSeq and is a predicted model, not a curated record.
CGAAGCCUUCGCAUUCACAGAUCGCCGGGCACCCCAAUUCCGCCAACACUUCUUGAAGCUUACAGAUGCCGGUCAACAAAUAACACAACUUUGGUUGACUUUAGCAAUGUUUCUUGAAACAGUUCAAGGUCUUCGUUGUUCAUCGAAGGCAUCGUUGUCGUCGCUGUCAGUCUCCAAAAACGAAACCACCGCAGCAGUAGGAGAGGGGUUGGGUAGAGAAGACCAAAGAAGAUGACGGUCUACGGCGGUCACAGUAGUAGGACGACACUUGUGUCACUGCUACUGGUUGUGAUGAUGAUGAUGGCUACGUUGUCGCAAAAAUUCUCUCGUUGCCAAGUUGACGCAUCACCGUCCAUGGUCAUCACCACCACCGACCCGGGCACCUCGUCAUCGAAUGUGGCCGCUGCUGCUGCGGCGACGCAACAACAGCAGCAACGUGACGGCGGUAUCCCCUUGAACGUCAGCGACGACGCAUCCAUACGCCACGCCGCCUCCGUGGCCGCCUACAGCCUACAGUCAUUCUACAACGGCAACCGUACCGGCGGGACGCUGGGCAAGUUCCCUUAUCCGCCGUAUUACUGGUGGCUCAGUGGCGCGGCUUGGGACGGGAUGUUGCAUUACUGGUUGUUCACGGGCGACGAGAGUUACAACAACAUCACCUGGAUGGCUCUGGUCAGCCAGAUUUCACCAACGAACAAUUAUUUACCCGUUGCAGAAAUGUUUGAUGAGGGUAACGAUGAUAUCGCAUUCUGGGCCUUUGCGGCCAUGUUCGCCGCGGAACAUUCUUUCCCCGACCCCCCUUCACCUCGGUACCCUUCUUGGCUUCGAAUCUGUGAGAAUGUUUUUGAUGAUUUCGUCACGAGGUGGGAAAAGUCGAGUGACACCUGUGGCGGCGGGUUGAGGUGGCAAGUCUUUUCUUCUUCCGCCGGGUGGGAUUACAAGAAUUCCAUCAGCAAUGGGGGAUUCUUUCAACUUGCGGCAAGACUGGCGAGGUACACUGGAAACGGGACUUACCUGACCUGGGCGGAAAAGGUGUGGGAUUGGUCGGAACGAAUUGGUCUUGUCGAAGCAACAGACCUCAAUGUUUAUGACGGAGCAGGGAUUGACAGUGGGUUGAAUUGUACAAAACUCGACCAUACUCAGUGGAGUUAUAACAUCGCAGUUUACCUUUAUGGAGCCGCCGUCAUGCACAACAUCACUGUACCCGCGGGGACCGGGGUGAGGCAACGAAGAGGGGUGUGGACGAAUCGCACGGAAGGGUUACUUGGAGUGGCAGAACGCAUGUUUUUCGGGGCUGACGAUGGGGGUAGUGAUGGGUUGAAGAAUGCCAGUGGUGUCAUGGUGGAACAGGCUUGUGAAUUGGAUUGGAGUUGUGACGUCGAUCAAUUCAGUUUCAAGGCAUAUCUGGCAAGGUGGAUGGCUGAUACGACGGUGCUGGUACCGCACCUGAAAGGUAGGGUUGGGGGCUUGCUGAAGAGUAGUGCCAAGGUAGCCGUGAAGGCUUGCACGAAUGUCGACGCAGGUGAUGCCAGGUUCAAGUGUGGUGCUCAUUGGUACAUGGGAAAAUGGGAUGGGUCGAUCGGUGUAGGACAGUCGUUGAGUGUGUUGGAGGUCGUUCAGAGUUUAUUGGUGAAUGACACCAAAGCUCCAGAAAAUGUCCAAUUCAUCAAGUGUGACGCAACAUCAUGGGAUGAUCAAGUUGUCUUGUUCAAAUUGGCAGUCAUAGUAUCACCUUCUAAAAGUUGUGAUGUGGUGGUUGCCAAUGCUGGUAUUACUGGACCAGAUGAGAUUUUUACUCUAGAAGAUCCAUCCACCGAACCUACAAAACCAGAAUUACGAAUCCUCAACCUCAACCUAGUCGGGGCAAUGUACACUUUCAAAUUGGGUCAACAUUAUCUACGUGCACGACCCGAGUCGGAGGACGGCCGGGAUCGAUGUUUCAUCUUCAAGGGUAGCGUGGCGGGAUUGCUCGACCAACCUGGAUCCUUUCAAUAUUCGGCAUCGAAAUUCGGGUUGAGAGGGUUGAUGAGGAGUGCCAGGUGGACUUCGUGGCAGGAAGGUAUAAGGGUGAAUUAUAUUGCUCCUUGGUACACCAAAACGACGAUCCUAAAACCUCAAGUCAUUGAAAUAUUGGCUUCAAAAGGGAUCGAGUUCUCCGAGACGGCCGACUGUACAACUGCGGUAUUGAGGAUCGCUUGUGAUAAGAGUAUCAAUGGCCACUCAUUCGCAAUUCUUCCUCGAUCGGUCGCAGAACAUGGUUACGUGGAUGCUCAAUUGGAUGAUGACCAAGGAGAGCCGUGGAAUAGUUUACAAAAGGCGGCACUAGCAGCUUCGAUUAGGACAAUGGCUGCUUCUACACAGACUGCACAGUAG